AUGGGGGGAGAACAGAAGAAGCGCGCGAUGGUGCCGUCGGAGGAGGUCGAUGUCUCCGCCGAGGGGUACAAGCCCCAGGUCGUCAAAGGUCACUCUCAAGUGUAGUAUCUCUUCACCUCGGCUGGUUCGUCCUUUUUUGCCAUAAUCUGAGCAGAGGUUCCUCUUUUCUCCAUGUCUCUUCCGAUCCGUCCCUCUCUCCCUCCGUUCUGCGCGCGCCUCCGGCAGCCCCCCACGUGGCGGGAUUUGUUCUGCGGUUGUUCGUUUGGCUGGUGGAGACCCCUAUCCUGGGUUCUCUCUUCAUGUCCCUCCUGAAGCGCCAGAAUGGCAUCACCAAGGUUCGUACCGUUGGCCCUCGAGGCCUACUAUUACAGUCUACUCUUUACCUAACUACCUAAUCGGUUUGUAGAUUCUGGAGGAGACGGCGAUUCCCGAGGUUCCCAUGUUCCGACCCGAGUUUCCACCCCAUGGUACUUCCUCCUCGUUUUUGUUCUUGCCAUUCAUAAUGCAUCUUUUGGUCCUUUAUUUUUCCUCUAUUUAAAGGUAGUCAAACUUCUCCUCCCCCCUUGAGUCAGUGACUGUAGAAUUCGCAAAACAAAUCACAGCGUGUCUCCUUGUGAAAUUUCAGUGCCAGAAUCUGGUGUUCUUAAUGUUGAAGAGGAAGAUGAAGAUGGAGAUCCCCUCGCCCGGGUCAAAGUAGCAAUGGCGUGCCUUCCUCCUUACGAUCCAUGCCGACACUUGCGUGUGGAGGCUGACUUUCCUUUUCUAUACUGGACGAUCCGUGACUAUGCGCACGCUUAUCAGUCUAAUCUUACAAGCCCCACAAUUGUGAGCUAUAUUCCCUUGUGAUAGACUUAGAGUCCAAUUACGCGCAAGUCUAGAUGAAGGAAACAAAUUUGUGACUAGGUUGCAGAGCGAAUCAUCUCGGUGGUGGAAGCUUUCAACCAUAAAAAACCUUCAAUGCCCCUGCUGAUAUCUUUUAAUCCGGAAGAAUUGAGAAAGCAAGCUGCAGCGUCUACACAGAGAUAUCUAGAGGGUAUUUCUAUGGAAUGGAUUUGGAUCACCUUCUGAUUAUACUUUAGAAAACAUUCUCUGGCGCCAUAACGUCGGGAUCAUGUGGCCUGCCACUUCUCUAAUCAGGGCAACCUGUGUACUAUUUCUGUUCUUUGCAGGAAAGCCCUUAUCAGUCUUGGAUGGAAUUUUCAUGGCUGUCAAGGAUGAUGUUGAUUGCUGUCCAUAUCCAACUAAUGGUAAGGUUUCAGUAUUUUUUUUCCAUGUGUAUCGUUAUGUGCAGUUCCACGCAUAUUAUAUGUGUGUGUGUAUUUUAAUGUUAAGCCCAAUCCUUUCAGGUGGAACAACGUGGUUCCACAAGGUCCGCACAGUCAAAAGGGAUGCUGUUUGUGUCUCUAGAUUGCGAUGCUGUGGUGUGAUAUUUAUCGGAAAGGCAAACAUGCAUGAAUUAGGAAUGGGAGUGACAGGAAAUAAUCCGAAUUAUGGGUAAGAAGAUCUUCCUUUACCUGGUUUUGAUACUCAUGGUUCACAGGGUUCAUGGAUAAUAGUCUCCAUAUUUUGUGAUGAUGAUCAUCGAUGAUGAUCAAUUCUUCAUUAGAGCUUGAUGCCUCAGUGUCUAAAUUUAAGGGUUUCAUCCUAGGAAGUUUUAAUAAUGUAGUACUAAACUUUAUUUCGCAGAACUUUUCAUCCCUACUCAUCUCCCCACCCUCAAAGAAAAAAUCCCCCAAAAAUUUAGCUUGUCGUCGGAUAAGCAAUGGGUUCAUGGUUAGAGGAUGAUGAUAUAUUACAAGGAUCAAGUAUAUGUGAUUUACUCUUGUGAAUUGUGUGUAUACGCAUGUAUACACAUACAUAUAGACAAUCACAGAGACAAGAUCCUUUAGGAGGAAUUUGCUUUAGGCCAAAAGUCUUACGUCAGGAACACAAGUAAAAUUUGGCGAAAUUGUCUGUGGUAUUUUGAGGGAUAAAUUCACUUUAAAAUGUGCAUUUCAUCUUUUUUGCUGGAAUAUUUGCCUCUGAUACUUGCAUGAUGCUGACUUUUGUCUUGUUAUUUGCCUUUAAUUUAUACCAUCAUUCCUCUCCCAUCCUUUUUCAAUGAAAAGAUUAUUUGAUCUUCCUCUUGCUUCGUGAGGUAUAUGUUUGCCAGCCCUGUUGUUUCCAAAUCUACAGUUUAUUUUCACUGGAAAUUCUUCCUUAACGUGGGGUAAUUCUGCAAGUCUCUGUGGGAGGGAUUUCCUCUCCUAUUUUUUAUUGCAGUUUGGUAAGUUGUUCCACAUGCAAAUGCAGGUUUGUAAGUUUUACUGCCAAAUCGCAGCAAUAUGUAUGGUAAUUCCUUUUAAAUGUGGCUCUAACUCUCCAUCAAUUAAUUAGCAUUUCCUAUGUUGGUUGUACUCUCAUUCAAACCCAUUCACGCCCAAGAGAGAACCAGCUUCAUGUGGUAUCACUAAUGUUGGUUCAAUAUGAUACAACUCGAGAUGUGAACAGGGGAAAGAGAGAGGAGCAGAGGGAGAGAGAAAACGACGGGGACACACAGAAUAGUGGACUCGACAUCAGCCCUAAUUGUGGAAUCUAGUAUAUAUACUAGACUCUAGAUGGGCUAAGAUGGCCCAGUACGGCCCAGACAUAUAUACUCUAACACAGACCAUCAAAGAUUCUAUCAGAUCUGGAGUGGACUAAUAGUGGGACUAAUAGUACUAUCCCCUUUCAUAUUUUUUAUUUCAUUCACCAAAGGAUCAGUCUAAUAAUACCACUCACUGGUAAAGAGCGCAAUACUUCUUUGUGAGUCUCCACAGAUUGAAUAUUGAACAUCAUAACCACUAAUGGAAAUGAAGCGGCUAUAGUUCCGAUAUAAACUGCUAGGGAGAUCGUACAUAAUGCUGUAUUCUCUUAUCUAUUCAUACCUACUUAGCAGAAAUGAUGAAUGUUCUUUUGCCUUAUUUAUGCAUUGAAUGUAGCAUUUGGUGGGCAUUGCUGUCGGAAGUCAAUCUCAGUCGUAUACUUCACCCACCUACAGAAUGGGAAAUAUGGGAAGUUAUAGAAGGGAUUUUUUGUAAAAUUUUAAGUAUUGGAGAGAAAGAGAUGGAACACAGUAAGUUCUAUGUUGAAACUGGACGAGAUAUAUUCCUUAGAUGAGUCUUUUCCCUGGAAUUCUAGUUGGAAUUUUGUUCUCACUAUUUCACAAGUGAAUGGAUUUCUUAAACUGGAAUUGUCUGAUUUCCUCACAUUACACCAGGACUGUGCGAAAUCCACACUCAUUUGAAAGAUAUACUGGUGGCUCUUCUUCUGGCUCUGCUGCAAUCGUGGCCUGUGGAUUAUGUCCAGCUGCUCUUGGCACGGAUGGAGGAGGUUAGUAGAAACCUUGGGCAUCUCAUUUGUUUGGUGUAGGUGGAGACUUCAAUUGUGGUUCAUCUAGUUUGGAAUCUUGUACAGGCUCAGUUAGAAUUCCAUCUUCACUCUGUGGCAUUGUGGGCUUGAAGACGACUUUUGGGCGAACAGACAUGAAAGGGUAAUGCAGCUUUUUACAUGAAUCAAUCGUUACUUAUCUAUCCGCCAAGUGCGCCAUGGAUACGUGUCAGUUUGUCCAGAAAAUGUGUGCUGUAAGUUAUAGCUUUUACUGAUGUGCAGAAUAUAUGUGGGAUCUCACAUUUAUAUGCGUAUUUUCGCCUCUAUUGCUAUGUAUCUGUAUGUCCAAGUCGAUGUCAGAAUGAGAUGUAAGCUCAUUUUACAUCCUUAUGUAAAAUCGUUGAUGAAAAUUCCUUUGGAAUUUAAUUAAUCUUAUACAUGACAUCCAGAAGAAUUGUCAAUGUCUCCUCUUGUUAUUCUUGUUUUUCGAGAUCACACACAAUCUUUAGUAUGAAAAGAAUUUUUUUCCCUUGUCAUGGUCAACAUCCUUCUGAGGUUUUUUGUAAGUUGUAAUAUUUUUCUUUGUUUACUUGCAGCACAUUGUGUGAUGGUGGAACCGUUGAUGUCGUAUCCCCACUUGCAGCUGCUGUUGAAGACAUCAUGCUAGUGUAAACCUCGUAACCAACAUUAUCACCAGAAAUUUGGACGGAUUUUAUUUUCUCCACGAAUUCCAAACUUUCCUAGAGUUACUAAUUAUGAAAAAUACAGAGAAAUGUAGGAAAGAAUAAAUCGAAGAUUUUUUUUAGAAAUUGAUAAAUAUCUAGUUCUACCAUAGGACUGCAGCGUAACAUGCUUUCAAUUUGAUAUUCCCUUUUUGAAUUGCCGGGCUCUGUGAAAAUGGCUGAAUGUCUGUAUCGUUUUGCAAAUUCCUUGUCGCGAGAUCUCUUAUUAGAAAUUUUUAACCUUUGUUUACUGCAUGGGGUCCACUACUCCUAGUUUAUUACUGAUCUGAACACUUUCCUCUUACCAUGGUUCUGUGUAUGUGUCGAAUAUGUUAAAAAUGCUACAUUUAUUCUGAUUUUCAUCGUCAUUACUAGAUUUGUCUCAUUCAUGACUAUAGGUUACCGUAUCAAGAACGCAAAGAUUUGGUGAAGUUCUUUGCUUGGUUAACCUCCUGUCCACCCACUAACGACAGUUCCUAUUAUCUGUCCAAUUGUAGCUCCAAAUGAGAGAUAUCUUGCCAAGAUACUUAUGGGACAAAUUAAUGGGAAGAAAAAUACCUUUUUUCUCGUGAGAUUUAGGUUCAUAUAUCCGAAGGCUAGCUAUUUUAGGUCCUUCAAGACUUUUAAAAAGAAUCUGGACAAAGAGGUAUACAGAUAUAUUAUCCAGGAUGACUGGCCGAGGGAAGAUGAAGGGGAACAUAAUUUUGCCAAUCUGGUUGUCUUCAUCCCUUUUCCAAACUCAAUCACUAUAAACAGCUUUUUUUGUCAGUUCAUUGAACUCUACUCAUAUCAUUAAUUGCGUGACAUGAAAUAUGGUCAAUUCCAUUUUUCCAUUUUUAAUUUUCUUACAGUAACAAAUUAUGUGCUAGCCUAUUAUGAUUUUUCAGGUAUUCAGCAAUGUCAGGGUCAUCUCCAUCCAACAAAAUCACUUUAAAUCCGGUAAUUUUUGAAAAAUUAUUCACUAUCAUUAGGAAUUUAGUGGCUCUCAGCUGUUGUUUGGUCACUAGGAAGAGAGUCACAUGUGAAUGUUUACAUUUGUGCGAAAUCAUUUGAUGGCAACUUCCGAUUCUGUACCGAUUUUCUGUGGAAAGAGUACAAAAGCAAGCUGACCAUCAAGUUCUAUCAUCAUCGUUGUUUUCAUUCUAGCCGGCCCUUCACUUCUUGGCAAGGAAAAACGGAUGUGAUUUACCAGUUGAUGCCAGUUUACGCAUAUCACAUGUUGCAAUGCAGAUUAGGGAUACUUUCGAUCCAGCAGCUGAUGUAGUUUCUUAGAUAGAGAAGUAUAGAAUUGUUUGAGGAUGAGUGGUUCUAUAUUAACAGCUGACCAACCUCGAGUCGCACAGAAAGGCAACAUGAACUGGAUAUUACGGCUUGACAAAUGCUUGUAUUGGCAAAACAGGUUAUAGAGAAACGAUUUGAAAGAAAAUUCUAGAGUAGUUUACUUCUUUGAUUAUUCUUCUAUAUCUCUCUAGUUUGCUAACUGAAAAUUCGUUUCAAGCGUUCCAUAUUACAUGCACGUGUCCUUAUUGGGCCAUUUACCCCAUAUAAUCAUUUGAUAAUGGUGGAGGCUCAUCAAUUUCGAUCACAUUACAUUUAUUCCAAUACUGUUAGCCUCUGCCAAGUGAUCACGGCACAUAAAUCCAGGAUAAAUCUGCAGCACCGGUACCAUGUUAAUAUUGGACCACUCUAACUCAACUAAUUCACAUCGAUUUGGGGUUUGCCUGAAUAUUUGACCAUCGGAAUUUCCGAUUAUCAGAGAGUCCAUUGGAAUAUAGAUUCAUCAGGCCCAUGUUGUCACUUGUUACAGUGUUAGUGAGUCAUGUAGAACAUGGAGCGAUAAUGACGGGCCACAGAUUUUACCUUAACUUUACCUUCAAUUAUCAGUAUAAUUUCCUGUGAAGCUCAGCUGCAAUCCUUGUUCUCAAUGAUCUUUCUAUCCCGAUUUCUAUACCUUCGAUUUUCUCCAUCAAAAUUACGUCCUGCAGUUUGUAUUAUUGCCCUGAAAUAUUUCGACAGGAUUUUUGAUUUAGCAUCCCUAUAUCGAUAUUUUUUAGUAAGUAUUACUUCGUUCAGAUAAUGCCUAUCUUCUCAUAUUCGGAAAUAUUAGCGUCUUCUAUUAUGUUAAUGAUGUUCUUGAAGUUAAGUAUAUGUCCCCUUUGAUUUUGCAAACUGUUUCAUUGAAUAUUUCACUAAUAUGUUAUAUUGUUUCACUGUAGCCACCAAUCUGUUUGCCAAACUUAUCUAUGUCUGAUAAGUUUGAUGUAUUGAGAUCACUGAAACUGGGAAAAUACUCUGAGGUAAUUUAAUAUUUUUCAUGAUUAUAAGAAUUGAUAUAUCUCAGUGUGUAAUCCCCAUUGUCUUGUACUCCAGUGGUUUAAUGAUGUGAAAUCCUCUGAUAUCUCUGCGAAGUGUGAUGAAGUACUUAACAUGCUUUCAAGUAAUUAUGGAUGCCAAGUGAGUCAUUGUUCUUGUUUUACUUCCUCUUGAGAUCAAAACUGACAUUAUGAUAUUUAUCAUAGACCAUAUAUGAUCAAUGAACGAAAAUCUGCAACUUUUGCCUUCCCUCCCAGUUUUUUUAUUUUUUUGUAUGACAAUUGGUUGUAUGAAGACCGUAGAGAUUACAUUACCGGAGCUUGAGGAGAUGCGUAAUGCUCAUUUGGUUUCAAUUGGUUCUGAAGUACUGUGUUCAUUGAACCCGUAUUACAAGAAUGGGUAAUUUCCAUCUGAGUUCACAUUGUACUCUUUAUUGAUGUAGCUGCAGUAUCAGAUCAAUCUUGGUACAAAUUGAAGUCCAUGUAAUAUUUUCUUCUCACAUCACAGCAUCUUUUUGCUCAUCUACCCUAUAGGAGGCGAACUGAGCUGUCACUGGAUGUCCGUACGAGUUUUGGUCUUUUUAAAUCGUUCUCAGCUGCAAAUUACGUUGCUGGGCAGCGUCUGAGGUAAGAUGAUUUUGCUACAAACUUUUUCCCGACUUUCACUUUCGAUUUAGAGAACUUAAGUUGUCAUAUUUCUUUCAUAGUGAAUUGUAUUAUCCUAGACAACUAUUUUGUGCAUGUGGUUUCGUUUGAAGUUUCAUCGGUGAUCUCGAGUUUGAGGAACAUUGCAGAUUCCAGCCGAGAUGACCAGGAAAUGGAAGGAUAAUGACAGGAUGCUAUGACUUAGCUUAGUUAAUUCACAGUGCUUAGUGGCAUUCUGGACUGGAGAUAUGUGUGAUUCUGUUCUUGUCUAUGGUACAUUAAAGCUGUACAGAAUGCUUCGUAUUUCUAUUUUGUAAAUUACCAUUUUCAUGAAAAGUGUGAGUCGGAACCUAUCAAUUAUAAAAAUGCGCAUACAUAUUUGGCGGUUGAAUUCUUAUUUUCUAUUUUAUGAAGUUGUGUGGUAAUUCCUUGAGUAGCAUAUGAUGUCCCAUUGAUAUGACCAAUGUUUCUGCGUUAGAUUUGUUUGUAAUGUAUCAUUUGUGACUUGAUACUGACGUCCUCAUGUCGACUGUUAUCCAAAUCAAAAAUGAAAGCUUUUUAUAGACUAAACCUUAGACUUUCGCGAGGACAUUUAUCUACUUUGUGUAAAAAGUUUAUGAUGAAAGUCGUGAGAUAUUUUUUAAAGAACAUUUAUGACUUUGGCGUGCUAAAUUUUUAGGCCUUACGAAGAUAGUCGGAGAGAAACUCUCCCAGCCCUAUAUAUAUUGAGAAGUUACAUUUAGUUAUGAAGUGAAGCAUAAGUUCUUUCAUCACUUCAUCAAUUGCAGGAGAAGGCUGAUGUUUUUUCAUAUGGAAGUUUUCAAGGAGGUGGACAUUAUAGUGACCCCUACAACUGGGUAUGCUGUUUCACUUGUUCCUCUUGUCAUGCUUUAUUUUUGUGUGGUUUCAUUCCACUAAGUUCUCCCUGACAUCUCUCCUUUGUAAAGUUUUUAUAUUUUCUUGUUUAAACUAAUACCUAUGAUGGUUCCUUGCCAAUAAUGACUGUUCUUAAGGUUCCCAUUUUUCACUUUAGUAUGUGCAGACCCUGAUAUCAAUGAUUCUCAUUUGGGAGCCAUCAAAUAGCCUUGAACAUUAGAAAUAUGAGGAAGAUUCUGCUUUCAUGCAAUUUUCUUUCUUGCAAGUAUGCGUAUAGAUUAUCAAAACCAUAGUAGUUCUCAUGUUGUGGGGCAUAAAAUGACUAUUUUCUUCAUUUUUGUAGUUAUCAUGUUGUGGGGCGUAAAGAACACCCCUAGAAUGAGGGAUGAGUGAUGAUAGAGGCAUCCUCAUCGUGUUACUGGUGUGAUGAUAUUGGUGAAGAAUAGUUUUUGGCUUGGAUUGUUAUUUCCUUAUGGUCACACAGGCAUGAGAGUACAUUUCGUCUAUGGUACUUAGAUUGUCUUUCUUCAUGAAGUACAUUUUCAUCAAGCGUAUGGGUUAUUGAGCUUCAAUUCAAGCCUAGUGCAGUUUGGAAGCCUACCGAUGGCUUCUAUAAUUCUCUCCAAUGGGUAUUGUAGAAAAUGGAGAGAGAAACCUCUGACAAAGGACAGGGGAGAACGGCAGAAACUGCCUCAAUUCCAUUCAACGAUUACACCCUUUUUAUAUAGGGAGAAACCUUAGAUAAUUUUCCAAAAACACCUUCAACUUAUUAUAUUAUUUCCCUACGACCUAGAGCUUCUAACACUCCCCCUCAAGAUGAACUUUGGAGAAGUUUAUCUUGACUAAGUUGUUCAUGAUUCGUUGUGGCAGCAACUCCCCUUUUGACAGCUGUCAAAGAUGACCACUACCGAGGUCGUGGAUUUGCCGGCACCUUUGGCUCUUCUAAUGGUUGUUACGCACUGAGAACAGCUCUGUAGGAGAAUGAUGCCUUCAGACUCCGCACAGCCUUGGAUGUUGUCAACCUUUGCGGACUGUGAGAGAUCCUAGUAGCUGGACUAGAGAAGAUGUCAAACUAAGAUUGAUUGAGGCGGACUGAGGAGGAUGGAGGACAACACUAGAUUCAGACAAUACCUGAAAGAUGACUAGAUAGGGAUUACACCGGAAAGAAACUCGAUAGAGGUGGAAGGCCUCGCCAGAAAGGUACUUGGCAUAGGUGGAAGGCCUCACCAGAAGGUUACCCAGCAGAGGCAGAAGGCCUCACUGGAAGGCAGCACGACGCCAAUAGCAGCACGCUGGCAGAUGGCAGCAGAUAGGAGGCGCCGGAUAGCGCUGGACUCCAGUGGUGGUGGUGAUGGCACUCCCCCAGACAAGAGACGUCAAGUAGAGCCAACGAAUCCCUGGCAGAGCGAACCCACUCUGAUACCAUGUAGAAAAUGGAGAGAGUAACCUUUGUCACAGAGGACAAGGGAGAAUGGCAGAAACUGCCUCAAUUCCAUUCAACUAUUACACCCCUUAAUAUAGGGAGAAACCCAAAACAAUUUUUCCCAAAACACCCUUAACUUAUUACAUUAUUUCCCUACGUCUUAGAACUUCCAACAGGUAUCAAUUAAUAGUUCCAAUGGAUGAUUCGUUGAGUAUUUGCUGUUAGAUAAAUAGAACAUUCGCUGCUAAGACUAUUAUUCAACUAUUUACACUAACAUAUUUCAUUAUGUUACCAUCUUACCAACACAAUGGCCUGUCGUGAGCCUAAAUUUCUGAUGACAUUGAAAAAUAUUAAUGUUUUGUUGUAAAUGUGCUUCAAUGUAAUCUGCUGACUACAAUCAAGAAUAUAGAGGACAUCUUGCUCUAAUUUCUGUCUCUCACAUCCCUACAGCCCUAUUAGAUGGGAGAUUAUAUUUGUAGUUCCUCUAAUAUUUCGCUGUAACUUUUGCUUCAUACUGUUUCUACGUACAUUCUACUGCUUGUUUCAUUCAACAGCAGUACUGUCUAAGGAAUCGUCCUUAAGAAAGAAGAAAAAGCAUGGACGUGUGAGGUGUAGAAAAAGCUGAGACCAUUCUUUCUGUAUGAAUGAUUUAUCAUUACUUGUUCAACUAAGCAAUAUGUUUAGAAAGACAGUUGAAGAUAAGUAUGGUCCAAUCAAUUGCUUGUUCCAUUAGUGGGUGCUUAGCAAUAAAAUUUAUCCAUUCAUCUGCAAAAUAGAGCGUAUAGUUUUCUUUUACUCAUUGAAAUGACUGUUUCUUGUUAAAUCGUGUGCUCUUCGUUCCCGUAUUUUCUGUAUAGUUACACCCUAAAGCUUAUUGAACUACUCCGCUGGAGAAAACAAGUUCAGAAAAUAUUCUAGAUCCAUGCUUGUAUAGGAUCAUCUAUUAAAGAUACUGGAUGAACCGUUGUUUUUUUCAGGGUCCAUGAAAUUUAUUGACUCAUCUUUUAUUGCAUCAGUAUGACAGCCCCUAUAAUACCCUCGGAUUCUCUAGAGCACGGUGAGACAAAUUAUGAAGUUUCAGGUGUGUUUAAAUUCACGUUGAAUUUUAGCCAUGGUUUUAAGUCACUAUGAUAGUCUUUAUGUAACGGAUUCCAUGAUAAGCAUUCCCCAAAUCAUGUGCACAAGCUUCGGCCUUUUAUACUUGUGUUUGAUAAUGACACCCUUGGCGUGUUAGAUUUUGUGAAUGUUCACCACGUGCUCAGGCUGGGUGUAGAUAUCACACAAAUGCUCGACUGUUUUUUGUACACCAAUAAUUGAAAUUCGAUAAUCAGGGCCCCAAUUUGUUGGGAUAAUCUUUCUAUGUGCUAAAGGUUUAUUGCGAAAUAACAACAUUUUCAGACCAACUGCAUAUGUACGUAAGUUUUUUUCUUUGGGUUCAAGCAUGUCAGGGCCACUGGAAGGCAAUCUUCGAUCAUGUCUCCAUUCUCCACGCUGUCACAUUCAGUUUUAUAGUCGUAUUUUUAAUUUUAUCCUGAUGCCAGAUCUUGUUUCUCCUGAGGACACUCUCUCAGUCCCUACUCAGAAGUGCUAGGCUCUGUAGGCGACGAAUUCACUCUUAGACUAUUCGGUGUGGUUUCAUCAUUUUCCUACCUUGUCGCCCAUAUCAUAUUUCUGGUAAUAGGACCAGACCUUUCACCAUUCUAUGGAUGUCUUCGAACUGAUAUUUGCUCCUCCCUUACCGUAUGUUUUUCUCCUCGGCGGACUAUUCGUUGUCCUGCACUGAUUUAAAUAGAGAUUUUGAAUCCCUCAUGCAUUAAUCCGUCUUGUGAACUUUGUGAUUGCAUUGCAGGUUAUCUCAUGAGAUUUGUACUGGCCGCAAAUCUUCUUGGAUUUCCAGCAAUUUCCAUUCCUGUAAGUCAAAUCUAACGAACUCAUUCGGCACAUAUGAUCAUGAAGUGUGUUUCAAGAUUAUCUAUGCUAAAAUUAGAGAUCAAAAAGAUAAGUAGUUUUUUUUAUUUUUGUGUGCAUCAGUCUAGAUUGUACGUAGGAAAGAUUAUUAGAUUACGGAGUCUUUUUUAUUUUUUUAGUUGACAAGCUCAUUUAUGCGAUUUGUGGGAAUAUUAAUGUAUUCUAACUGUGGGGCCACGCUUCCCUAAGCACCUUCUAAAUGGGCAAGUUUCUCUCCUGUGAUCUCCAAACUCCGGUCCUGUGGGCUCAUUGCGUCUGUGAACAUGGUUAUACUCGAACCACAUAAAAAUCGUAUAUCUUCUUCCUUUUAUGAUUUUCUGUCUUCCUCAUCGUCUCCCACAAUUUGCUAAUUAUUUAGAAAAAAAAAUGGUUGCAGAGCCCUUUGGAGCCUGGUGUCCAGAACUGUGUGCACCGGGUAGUGCUACCUUCUAGAUUUUCAAGUCGUGAGGAUCAUGCAUCCAACCCUUGAAUGGUUUAAAAGUGCCACGUUGGAGUGAGAUAAGGGUAACAUGAAACCUGCCCCAUUCUCCCACCCCCCCUUGUGAUCCAAGAGCAGGUCAAUGAUUAUUGAUUGGCCCGCGUUAGAAAGUAGAAGGAUUAUAAGUUAGGUUAUUACACGUCCAACCUCCUCACCCCUUUUUAUAUGUAGACUGGAGAGUGGGCAUUACUGCUUGGAACCUGAGAUGGCGUAGCCCUUUUAGGUCCAUAUCCUAAUUAGUGCUAAAAAAUCGAGCCUCCAAUAGCUGACAUGAACCAAGGUCCAAAGAAAUAUGCUGUCUCCUGCAGGGCGCCAUAUCUAGUGCAGACUAACGUAUAAAUCAGGAUGCUGGCUACUGCCAUUCUUGUCCGACUCUCGGCAAAAUUCAUUGCCCAUUUCCCCAAGAGCUGCUGAUGGCUCCGCUUGUGCUGGUUCUGUUGCAUCCUAAGAAUUUUGCUUCCCUGUUUUCCCUCUCGAAGUCUGUGAUUAAUCAGAAACUUCUGGAAUAUCAUGAAAUUCCAGUGCAAGUAAUCUUCACAUUAAAAAAUAAAAUAAAAUAAAAUCUUGCAUCCUUCUUUUUUUCUGAGAAUUUAUGUCCAGUGGGGGCAUACUUUCAUGCAACGUUGUGAAGUGCUUGUCCUUGCCGGUGAUAUGUGAUUUGUCAUUGUCCUAGUGUCGGAGCCACUUGUUGUCCUUAAAAAACAUUCCCCUCCCUGGUCGGAUCAUGGUCGGAUGGGCUGCUGCCUCGCAGAAUUUACGAAUUUUCCACAUUAUUCGUAUCAUCUUGAUCACCAUCCCCUAUACACAUUUGAUCUGUGCGGUUACAACUAACCAGAUGUGGAUGCAGCAAGUGUAGUAACUCUUUCGAAGCGAAAAAGGGCCCCUUUUUUUCUCAUAAAGCAGCUCACACUUUGCAAGCAAAGAACUUGGGCAGGCAGCCUUUACGUUCUCUUUAAUGAACCGUUCGUUCUCUCUGCUUGAACAAUGUCUUCCGGCGUCCAGGUGGGCCACGAUGAACAAGGGCUGCCCAUAGGCUUGCAACUGAUCGGCCGUCCAUGGGGUGAAGCAACUAUCCUGCGUGCCGCCGCAGCAGUCGAGGUCCGUAUUCUACUCCCCCCCCAUCUCUCUCCUUUGCCAUCCACGUGCGUGAGUGCAUCUCCUCCCACGUCGAGCUCGCCCUUUUGCUGUGGGACCUCCCGACACAGACGCUGCCGCAGGCGCGUGCUUAGUCGGUCCGUCCUCGGCGACGUUUCCCGUGCGGCUGCUGAUCUGCGCUUCUCUUCCCUCGAUCUGCAGGAGUUGUGCUCGGGUUCCAGGAGAAGGCCCGCCGCAUUUUAUGACGUCCUCAGGAGAACGGGGGGGGGGGGGGGAUUCUCGCCCCAAAUGUAG
This is a messenger RNA of Spirodela intermedia, 13161 nucleotides long. The record is from the annotation of a GenBank genome assembly. Lineage: Eukaryota; Viridiplantae; Streptophyta; Magnoliopsida; Alismatales; Araceae.